Trichechus manatus latirostris (Florida manatee) is the source of this 853-nucleotide messenger RNA. It is a transcript of the gene RANGRF, whose product is annotated as RAN guanine nucleotide release factor. The transcript has 5 exons. Gene Ontology annotation, molecular function: sodium channel regulator activity; guanyl-nucleotide exchange factor activity; transmembrane transporter binding. The coding region runs from base 138 to 698 and encodes 186 amino acids. NCBI's taxonomy places the organism in Eukaryota, Metazoa, Chordata, Mammalia, Sirenia, Trichechidae. Gene Ontology annotation, cellular component: nucleus. Gene Ontology annotation, biological process: heart contraction; protein import into nucleus; regulation of membrane depolarization. The record is from RefSeq and is a predicted model, not a curated record.
GUCCAGAGCUAAAGCCAACCGGAGGUGGCGGUGGCGGCUGGGAACUGAGGGAGGUGAUGCCGCCUGGCCCCACGUGGUCCCGCCCAUACCCCAUGUGGGUUUAAGUCCCUCUAGUGACCAUCCCUACUCUCAGGCCCAUGGAGCCCUCGCGAGACUAUCCACUGUUCGGGGGCGCCUUCUCCGCCAUCCUCCCCCCCGGAGCCAUUGAUGUAAGUGACCUCCGACCGGUCCCGGACAAUCAGGAAGUUUUCUGCCACUGCGGGACGGACCAGAGUCUGAUCGUGGAACUUCUGGAGCUGCAGGCCCACGUGCGGGGCGAAGAGGCUGCGCGGUACCACUUUGAGGACGUUGGCGGGGUGCAGGGGGCUAGGGCUGUGCAAGUGGAGGCUGUGCGGCCCCUGCCUUUGGAGAACCUAGCCCUGGGGGGUUGCUGUCAAGAUGCCUGGGUUCUCUCUGGCAAGCAGCAAGUAGUUAAGGAAAACCAUCAGGUAGCAAAGGAAGUGACAUUACACCAGGCCUUGCUGCGGCUGACCCAGUACCAGACGGAUCUCCUUCUCACCUUCAAUCAGCCCCCCCCUGAGAACAGGUCAUCUCUUGGCCCUGAAAAUCUGUCACCCCCACCUUGGAGCCUGGGUGACUUUGAACAACUGGUGACCAGUCUGACCCUUCACGAUCCCAACAUCUUUGGUCCCCAGUAGAGAUGCUGAAGCACCGUGUGAUGCUGCUGAGGACUUAGGGGCCCAGUAAUGCAAGGGGGACAAGGGGUUGGAUAUCUGGGUUUCCCCUUAUUCCUUCCCUAUGCAUAAACAUAAGACGCCUCCACUCUGCAGAAAUAAACUUGCUUUAUAAUCAA